Molecule: messenger RNA, 1077 nt
Organism: Aspergillus tanneri
Lineage: Eukaryota; Fungi; Ascomycota; Eurotiomycetes; Eurotiales; Aspergillaceae
Product: dihydroneopterin aldolase
Exons: 2
Coding region: 1-1077 (358 amino acids)
Biological process (GO): folic acid-containing compound metabolic process
Cellular component (GO): cytoplasm
Molecular function (GO): dihydroneopterin aldolase activity
Source: RefSeq, a predicted model, not a curated record
AUGGCUCAACAACGGGUGAAUGUCCACAUUCCCUCGCAACCCCCGGUGCUGGAUAGCGUACGACUCCGAGACAUAGAGCUGCCAUUACCCAUCGGACCGGACCCAUGGCAUCGCACGGGAAAACCACAGCCUUGUACCGCGUCCCUGAAGCUAUCCUAUUCCUCCGCCGUGGCAGCCGCCAUCGCCGACGACGUCUCUCUUUCCCUGGAUUACGGGAAACUCUACCGUCGUCUGGAAGAGGAUAUCCGCCACCUAGGACAGCGGGGCGAGGCUCCCGGGCAGCGAAUGAUCAGCGUGGAAGGUAGUCGACGAGAAGAGAUGAUGCGGAAUGAGCUUGGACAGGAUAUGCGCUUGACGGCGGGCAUUAUAGCAAGUUGUGGUCUGGGACUUCUGGAUGAGACAGCCGCCGGUGUUAGACGCAUGUCCCAUGUGCAUGUGCAUCAGGGCGUCAGGAGAGGCAGUGGGUCAGGUGGUCAUGCCGGGCCGGGGAAUUUCAACUUCAGUCCCCCAGGUAUGUCAGUCUCUCCGAUUGAGAGCGUAUACGGGGAAUGUGAAGUUUGGUUGCAUCUGCCCAAGGCCUUGUUGCGCGCCGACGAAGGUCUGAAGUACCGUAGCGUCACGGUGUGGGGGUAUAAGCAGAGGGCAGAUAGUACUCCAGGGGAGGCAGAUGAUCCAGAACGGUGUCCGGUGGUCCUGGAGGAGGAGUUCCGAAUCGACGGGAUUAGAUGCUACUGUAUCUUGGGAGUCAAUUCCCAUGAGAGGGUGGAGAAGCAGGCUGUGAUCAUCUCGCUAGAGUUCAAAGGUCCCGGUCAGCUCGCAUGGGGGUCAACUGUGGUGGACACUUAUCAAGCCAUGACAAGGAAUAUUGCAGAGCGAGUGGAGGGCACAUCAUUCCAGACCGUCGAGGCGCUGGCAACUUUUGUCGCGCGCAUCGUGACGAUGGAGUUCUUCAAUGAACGUGUAACAGUGACAGUCGAGAAACCCAGUGCUCUUCCCUUUGUCGAGAGUUCAGGCGUCGUGAUCACCCGGUCUCAGGCAUUCUUUGAGCGUCUUGAAGUCGAGGGAGGGAGGCCUUGA